Molecule: messenger RNA, 501 nt
Organism: Eurypyga helias (sunbittern)
Lineage: Eukaryota; Metazoa; Chordata; Aves; Eurypygiformes; Eurypygidae
Product: angiopoietin-related protein 3-like
Exons: 2
Coding region: 1-501 (166 amino acids)
Biological process (GO): cholesterol homeostasis; phospholipid catabolic process; triglyceride homeostasis
Source: RefSeq, a predicted model, not a curated record
AUGCCUAGCUCCAUAUUAACUGCAUCCGUUUACUACGACUUUGCAGAGGAAUUCUGGCUGGGCCUGAACCAGACCUACUCCAUUACCAGACAAGGGGACUACAUCUUACGGAUUGAGCUGCAGGAUUGGAAAGACAACAAACGUUACAUUGAGUAUGCAUUCAGCUUGGGAGGUCCGGAAACAGCCUACACUCUCCAGCUUUCACGGAUCUCCGGGAGCAUCCCCAACGCCCUGCCAGAGCAGACGGAACUGCGGUUCUCCACGGCAGACCAUGAUGUGGACGUAAUAAAAGACUUCAACUGUCCAGAAAACUACCUAGGAGGCUGGUGGCACAGUGAGUGUGAGGAAACCAAUCUUAACGGGAAAUACGUCGCACCAAGGUCAAGAGGAAGACUGGACAGAAAAAAAGGCUUAUACUGGAAGCCUAAGAAAGGAAGAUACUACUUGCUGAAGUCAACCAAAAUAAUGAUACACCCAACAGAUUUAAAAACUUUUGACUGA